AUGUUGACUGCGCGGUUAUUCAGGAGAUCCAUGUCGCACUUCCGUGUUGUCGAGCAUACAGUCCGCUGUCAGAGUGUCCGAGAGCGUCUGGGUGCUGUCAAGCCGGGCCAUGAGAACCAGCUGAGACUCGCUGUGAAGCAGUAUAUCCCCAUUGACAAUCCAACUCCCGGAGAUGGCGAUGUCACGCUCAUUGGAGCCCAUGCAAAUGGAUUCCCAAAGGAGCUGUAUGAACCCUUGUGGGACGACAUAUACGAACGACUAUCAAGUCACAACCGCCGAAUCCGAUCCAUCUGGAUCGCAGACGUCGCCCAGCAAGGCCAAAGCGGCAUCCUCAAUGAAUCAAUUCUUGGGAACGACCCCGACUGGCACGACCAUUCCCGCGACCUGCUUUCCCUGAUAAACCAAUUCCAAGACCAAAUCCCCCAGCCUGUAGUCGGCAUCGGGCAUAGCAUGGGCGGGAUGCAACUAGCCCACCUCUCCCUAAUGCACCCAUCGCUAUUCAGCGCCCUCGUCCUGCUAGACCCGGUAAUCCAGCGCGAGAACCCAGGUCUCAAAUUCGCCCAAGCAUCCACAUACCGCCGCGAGAUCUGGCCAUCCCGCGAACAAGCCAUCCAGAAAUUCAAAUCAAGCCCAUUCUACCAAGCCUGGGAUCCUAGGGUAUUUGAGAAAUGGACGCAGUAUGGGCUUCGCAAUCUCCCGACACCGCUUUACCCUAGUACAGACGGCGAACCGGGACCGGAGGCUGUGACGUUAACGACAACAAAGGCCCAGGAGCUGUAUUUUUACAUGCGCCCCUCGUAUGUUGAUGCCAGGUCUGGUCUUCCGCGUGGAUUCCCGGAACAUGAAAUGCAUCCUGAUGAUAUUGACCCUUCUACACCCUUUUAUCGCCCUGAGCCGGCGCAGUUGCUGCGCAGGUUGCCGGAGAUUAAACCCGACGUGCUGUAUCUCUUCGGCGACAAGUCUGACCUCUCCUCGCCGGCUGCGCGAAGAGCGAAAGUGGAGACAACCGGCAGCGGCGUUGGUGGGAGUGGUGGUGUGGCGAAGGGCUCUGUGGAGGAGGUUGUCCUCCCGUGCGGCCAUCUGGUUCCGAUGGAGCUUGUGAGGGAGAGUGCAGAUGCCAGUGCGGACUUCAUUCAUUCUAGAGUGUUAGAGUGGGAGUCGAAGGUGAAGGGGUUUCAUGAGGCUUGGGGGAGGAUUCCGCAUCCAGAGCGGGUUAAGGUUGAUGGGCAGUGGGAGAAACAUAUUGGUGUUUCUAGGAAGCCUAAACUUUGA
Molecule: messenger RNA, 1272 nt
Organism: Aspergillus puulaauensis
Lineage: Eukaryota; Fungi; Ascomycota; Eurotiomycetes; Eurotiales; Aspergillaceae
Product: alpha/beta hydrolase
Exons: 3
Coding region: 1-1272 (423 amino acids)
Source: RefSeq, a predicted model, not a curated record